CUCUUUGGGACCAAAAUAUUGAUAAGGUAACAAAUAAAUAACGAAAAGUGAUGAGAAAUGAGCGUUGAUGAAAAAUUUCAGGAACUGUAAGCUUUAAUUAUUCACGUAUGAAUUAUCUGCUAAUUUGAAUUUCUCCUUCAUCUUUCCCAUCGUUCAAAUUACUAUAGCAUAUCUUCGCCUGGUAGGAAGUCCUCAAAGCUGUAAUAAUGAUAAGGUUUAUUUUGAUACAAAAUCGUGCCGGAAAGACAAGACUGGCCAAAUGGUACAUGAAUUUUGACGAUGACGAAAAACAAAAACUUAUAGAAGAAGUGCACGCUGUGGUUACCGUUCGAGAUGCUAAACACACGAAUUUUGUCGAAUUUCGUAAUUUUAAAAUUAUUUAUCGUCGUUAUGCUGGUUUAUAUUUCUGCAUUUGUGUGGACGUGAACGAUAAUAACCUUUGCUACCUGGAGGCAAUUCAUAAUUUCGUCGAGGUGUUGAACGAAUACUUCCAUAAUGUUUGCGAAUUGGAUUUAGUAUUUAAUUUCUACAAGGUGUAUACAGUCGUUGAUGAAAUGUUUUUAGCCGGAGAAAUCAGAGAAACUAGUCAAACCAAAGUUCUUAAACAAUUACUCAUGUUGAAUUCGUUGGAAUGAUAUCAUUCGUACCUAUUAAUGUAUUAUUCGCUAUGUUAUAUUGUAUUUUUUUAUUUUAUCGCAUUCCUCCUACGAUCUAUCAGAUGGAUCCUUCGGUAAAUUAAUCAUUUCCGAAACUAUUAUUAUCCCUUAAUAAAUCUCCCAUGUAUGUGUUUGCUAUUCAGUAUUCUAUCCAUUUUGUAUGAUUUAUUUAUUAAUUUAUUCAUCUUUGUUAUCUAAAUAGUAAAUGAACGUCUGUAAUACUCGUACAAUUAAAAUAUAUCACGAGUGUUUUAAUGUUAUAA
Molecule: messenger RNA, 919 nt
Organism: Planococcus citri (citrus mealybug)
Lineage: Eukaryota; Metazoa; Arthropoda; Insecta; Hemiptera; Pseudococcidae
Product: AP-2 complex subunit sigma
Exons: 4
Coding region: 207-635 (142 amino acids)
Biological process (GO): intracellular protein transport; clathrin-dependent endocytosis
Cellular component (GO): AP-2 adaptor complex; membrane coat; intracellular membrane-bounded organelle
Molecular function (GO): clathrin-cargo adaptor activity
Source: RefSeq, a predicted model, not a curated record